Molecule: messenger RNA, 1407 nt
Organism: Tigriopus californicus
Lineage: Eukaryota; Metazoa; Arthropoda; Copepoda; Harpacticoida; Harpacticidae
Gene: mRpL18
Product: large ribosomal subunit protein uL18m-like
Exons: 3
Coding region: 98-745 (215 amino acids)
Biological process (GO): translation
Cellular component (GO): ribosome; mitochondrion
Molecular function (GO): structural constituent of ribosome; 5S rRNA binding
Source: RefSeq, a predicted model, not a curated record
GGCCACGCAACCUUUCAAAACAUCCAAGUCCCAAAACGAAAGGAAGUGCAUGUGAGGGAUCGUUCAAAACAUCUUUGUCUAAGACAUCACAAUCAUCAUGCUGAUUGGCACCCGCCCACUGCUCCGUCAGGCGUUAUGGCGCUGGGGCCACACCUCGGCCUUUGGCACCGAGGGCGGAUCUAGAACUCUGACGGAAAUGAAUGGGCCGUCGAGUUAUAUUGACGAAGUGGAAACCCCCAUGGGCCCCAACGACGAAUUGAUUCGCACCCAUGUCAAAAACCGGAAUCCACGCAAUCUGGAGAUGAUGCGCAUCGGCUACAAGCCCUCAGGUUUCAAAUGGGAACGCAAAUAUCGUCAGUUCUGGAACAAACUUGAACUUGAUAUCACCCACAAGCACACGAAAGCGCAAGUGGUCCAUUGGAGUGGGAUCCGCGUCUGCCACGCCUCCACCCAAGAGUGGUCGAUCCGAAAGUUCCUGUACAACACCACCGAUGCCGUGGCCCUCGAGGCCAUUGCCAAGGUCAUUGCCCAACGAUGUCUCCAAGUGGGUGUGUCUCACGUGUUCCUCGAGCUCGAGGAGGAGGACCUACAGAAAGAACGCAUGAAUCGCUUCGUGGACGCGGUGAAAGAGCAAGGCAUCAGCGUGGGUGAGCCGCACAAGUAUCGUCAGACCGAGCCGCACGUGCGCCUCUACGAAUUUAAGAAGAGCAUUCAACCAUGGACCGUGAUUGACGACGAGAAAUAAGUCGUGAGCUCGGGGCACCGCGUUUUGAUUCAGUAUAUCCCAGUGUAAAUAAACAUUAAUUCUGACAAGCUGGCGCUUUUCUAGGCCCGAACCACGGCGGCCGGAAUGUCCUCGGUGGAGGUCACGGAAUCGGCAUAGGUCGACCGGAAUAUGGUCUGCUCUGGGUCAUCGAACAGGCGGGCAUCGCGAUGGGUCAGGCGCACGCAGAUCUGCAAUUAGCCGUCCCAACAACGUGAUUAACCCGAGCCAUCAUGAGGACCAGCAUCAAUCCGUGGGGCCGACUCACCUGGGGCGAAUCCAGCCAGAUCUUUUUGAACUCGGGCACAAAAGACAGUAAGACCAGAAAGAAGCACGUGGCUAUGAUCCACUCGGUGCUGGUGCUGGCCACGUGCCAGGCCCAGCCCCCAUCCUCGGGCUGCCAUUUGGUUUUGUCUUUUUCUAUCGCGGGAAGGACGAUAUAUCAGUCAAACCGGGCCCAUGAGACGGCGGGGUGGAAUGCGGGCAUACUUACUCCGGAAUUCCUGGGCGGCAAUCACGCCACAGGAUAGCAUCAGGGGAAAUCCGAUCGAACAAAUGAUGGCCAAUAGAGCUCGGCCAUAAAGCAGGAUCCGCCCAUGACUGAGUGAGCACAGGAUGAAGGAGGCGUAUACCUGGGUCCACAA